This is a messenger RNA of Dioszegia hungarica, 2130 nucleotides long. RefSeq lists its product as uncharacterized. Lineage: Eukaryota; Fungi; Basidiomycota; Tremellomycetes; Tremellales; Bulleribasidiaceae. The record is from RefSeq and is a predicted model, not a curated record. The transcript is spliced from 10 exons. The coding region runs from base 1 to 2130 and encodes 709 amino acids. Gene Ontology annotation, molecular function: nucleotidyltransferase activity. Gene Ontology annotation, biological process: RNA 3'-end processing.
AUGCACCCCGGAUUAUUACAUCGGCGGUUCUUGCAGGACUUGUCGUCGAGCUUGUUCUCGUUCGUGCUGCCGCUGCUGCCGACGACAGAGGAGCGUGCGGUCAAGGAAGAAGUACGAACGUUGAUCGAGAAGCUCAUCAAAACGAUUGAGCCGUCAGCUAGGUUAUUGGCAUUUGGGUCAAGCCAAAAUUCUUUUGGGUUGAGAAAUUCGGACAUGGACCUCGUUGUCCUGAUAGACGAUACCUCUGCCGACCUGGAAGCGAGUCAUCUCGUACAAAUGAUUGGAGAUCUCUUGCAACGCGAAACGAACUUUGACGUCAAACCCCUCCCGAAAGCCCGUAUCCCUAUCCUCAAGCUUACGCUUUCCCCCUCCCCCGCCCUGCCAUUCGGUAUCUCCUGCGAUAUCGGAAUCGAGAAUAGGCUGGCUAUUGAAAAUACGCGGUUGCUGUUGACGUACGCGACGAUUGAUCCGGCGAGGGUGCGGACGUUGGUCCUGUUCUUGAAAGUUUGGGCUAAGCGGAGGAGAAUAAACUCUCCGUACAGAGGGACGCUAUCAUCAUACGGCUUCACCUUGAUGGUCCUCUACUUCCUAGUGCAUGUCAAACAGCCGCCAGUCUUACCCAACUUGCAGCGGAUAGCGCCGAUUCGGACGCUUCAGGAGGACGAAUAUACGAUCCAGGGCAAGAAUGUCUACUUCUUUGACGAUACCGAGACGCUCAGGCAGGAGUGGAGCAGCAUUAACUUCGAGACCGUCGGAGAGCUGCUGAUCGACUUCUUCCGCUUCUUCUCGCACGACUUCCAGUUCAACAAUUCGGUCAUGUCCUUGCGUGCUGGUCAAUUGACGAAAGAAAGUAAAGGAUGGGUGAACGACAUUGAUGUCGGCGGGAUCAACGAGAUGGCGCGGGACCGGAACAGGUUAUGUAUCGAGGACCCGUUCGAAACGGGGUACAAUGUAGCACGGACUGUUACGAAGGAUGGACUGUAUACGAUACGAGGGGAGUUCAUGCGAGCUACACGAAUCUUGACGCAACGACCCGACCGAGCGGUCCUCGCUCUCGCCGAGCUCUGUCGCGAGCGUGAUGACGACCUUUACCGCGCUCCUCGAUCUGAAUCUCCUGCUCCACGAGCAAUGUCCACCUCGCGCAGCGGCUACUCCACACCGCCCAUCAACGGUCUCCCCACUGGCGGUCUUCCCGGAUGGCGAAGUCAGUCUCAGGCGGCUCCCUUUGAUCGCAUAGCUGCUUCAGGCGGUGGCUCCUCCCUGCUCGACGCACCCAACUCUUCCGCACGUCGAGGCAGGCAUAGCGAUGCCGACUCCGGGCCCAACGGAGGUGACUUCACGGGUCAAGACCUCUGGCUCGCCAGCCAAGGCUCCAACCUCGGGAACCUCAACUUUGGCGGAAUGGGAUACUCAGAGUCGCCGUUCGGGAAUGACAAUUCUGGCGGCAGGGGUCGGGACACUUCUCAGCGCGGACUCGAAACGCCCGGAGGAUACCAUCGCGCCCCGCGCAGAUCGGGCUCAGGGUACGACGAUGGCCACAAUGCCGGAUCGGGGUCUAUCUCGGCGCCACUCAGCCCACACGCGAUGUACGCGAAGCUGGAGAUGGGCAAGUCCCACCUCCACCCAUGGCCAUCCUCCUCCGGCGGUGGAUCUGGCAACUUUGCUCCGCCCACCUCGUCCAUCCCGGCUCCUCUCCAUGGCAGGACGUACAAGACCCCCACUGCGUCUACCAACCCGUCAAGGUCCGGUUCUCUCAUCCCUGGCGGACCCCACGCCCUUGCGCUCGAGAAUUACCACCAACAGCAUGAGUCCAGUACUCUUCCUCCCUUCCAACCCUUCUCGCCACCCACAGUCCCUAGUAUCCUUCGCGAGCUCAAUGGCGAGCCGGCGAACUACAUCAGUCCGUCGACUUUGCUGAGUCCGCCAACGCAGAAUCGGGAGCUGGGGGUGGAGGAUGUGACGAAAGGGUUUGAGGGGCUGGGCGUCGACGCGCCAGGGAAGGGGGUUGAGGCAGUCGGUGUGUCAAAGAAGGGAGACAAGGAGAAAGCCAAGGGUAAAGACAUCGAGGCGGGGCUAGGCGGCGGGCCGGUGGGAAGCGGUGCGGCGCAGGAGAAGAAGAGGGACACAUGA